Molecule: messenger RNA, 4067 nt
Organism: Syzygium oleosum
Lineage: Eukaryota; Viridiplantae; Streptophyta; Magnoliopsida; Myrtales; Myrtaceae
Product: disease resistance protein RPV1-like
Exons: 6
Coding region: 357-4040 (1227 amino acids)
Biological process (GO): defense response; signal transduction
Molecular function (GO): ADP binding; protein binding
Source: RefSeq, a predicted model, not a curated record
UCUCAAAUCUCACUGAAAGCACAUGGCAUGCACCUUCCACACAUAAUGCAGAGCGUCGGUGGAGAUCCCAGCAGGAGCACCAUGCAUUCGCAGCGGUUUGAUUAGCAUGAAGAGUCUUGGACCGUUGGAUGGCAAGAGCUCAGCAUUGUUCAAGCACGCAUAUUAGUGAAUGUUGUGUGCUGGUAAUCCCACAUUGAAAGCUGAAAAUCAGCGGAGAUCUCAGGGUUGUGUUGUUUGAGCACUCCUCAGCUCCAACUUUGAGUCCGGAGAGACAUUUCUGCUUUUAACAGAUCCAGGAUUCCAUAUUUCUCUCCUCUGUUUCCUGCUCCAUCAAUCUCUUUCACAUUCCUCUCGAGAUGAAAAGAAAAGAACCCACUCAUUCAGAAGAUCCAAUCUAUGGGGAGUCUUCCUCAUCGACCUCUCCACAAGUAGGUGAUUAUGAAGGCGGAACCAAAAGGCCGAAAAGAAAUUAUUGCCAAGUGUUCUUGAGCUUUAGAGGGGAAGACACUCGCAAAGGAUUCACCGAUCAUCUUUAUAGUAGCCUUGACGAUGCAGGAAUUCGGGUGUUUAGAGACAACAAUGAGCUCCCUAUUGGUGAGAAGAUUGGUCCGGAGCUUCUUUGUAGUAUUGCAAAUUCUAAGAUCUCGAUCCCGAUUAUUUCGGAGAACUAUGCUUCAAACAAAUGGUGCCUCUGCGAGCUGGCUGAGAUGUUGAAGUGCAAGAGAAGUAAAGGGCAGAUAGUGUUGCCCAUAUUUUACAAAGUGGAACCCUCACAGGUGCGACAUCCGACAGGGAAAUGGAGAGAUGCUAUCGAUGCCAAUAAAAAGAAUAUGGACGAAAUGGUUGUGAAGGAAUGGGAAGAAGCACUCCAAGAAGUCAGCUCAUUGAAAGGAUGGGAAUCGGAGAAAAUUAAUAAUGGGCAUGAAGGAACAUUGGUUAAAUUUGUUGUUAGAAAAGUUUUGAGCGAGUUAAAAAGACUUUUCCAGCUAAGUGUUCCUAAACAGUUGGUGGGAAUUGAUGAUCAUGUGGAACAAAUUACGAGUUUGAUAAAUGCUAACUUCAAUGGUACACGGAUUAUUGGAAUUUAUGGAAUGGGCGGCAUCGGUAAGACAACUCUUGCAAAGGUGUUAUACAACAAGCUCUCUAGUCAUUUUGACUGUCGUAGAUUCGUGGCAAAUAUUCGAGAAACAUCUCAGCGCAAGGGUAUUGAAUAUGUACAAAAGCAACUCAUUUCUACUGCAAGAGAAAAUUUUGAUGAUGUGUUUAAUGUUGAUGAGGGAAUUGGUAAAAUCAAAUCUCUAUUUACAACCAAGAAUGUCCUCAUUCUUCUUGAUGACAUGGAUGAUGAUACUCACUUGAAUGCUUUGGUCGGAGACGGUACUUGGUUUACAGCAGGAAGUGUAAUCAUCAUCACAACUAGAAACAAGAGUAUUCUUGACAAGGUUGGGGCAAGCCCCAUGUAUGAACUCAACGAGUUGCCUUCAGAUCUAUCGUUGAUUUUAUUUAGUAGACAUGCAUUUCGACAGGAUUACCCUCCAAGUGAUUAUGAGGUUAUCUCUCGUGAUAUUGCAUCCAUUACUGGGGGGCUUCCCUUAGCUCUUGAAGUUAUAGGUUCAUUAUUGUGUGGAAAGAAAAAAGGAGCAUGGGAAGAUACAUCAAAGAAAUUGAGGAAAAUGCCUAAUAAGAAAGUGCAAGAGACGUUGAAGAUAAGUUACGAUGUAUUAGAUUUUGAUGAACGACAGAUAUUUUUGGAUAUUGCAUGUUUUUUUAUUGGAUCAUGUCAACAAAGUCCGACUUAUAUGUGGGAUGCUUGUGAUUUUUUUCCUGGGAUGGGGAUCGAAGUAUUAAGUCUUAGGUCCCUAAUUAAAAUUGACAAAGACGGCACGCUAAUUAUGCAUGAUCAACUGAGAGAUCUUGGAAGGGAAAUUGUUCGUCUAGAAAAUCUAGAGGAGCCUCAAGAGCGUAGCAGAUUGUGGAUUUAUGAAGAAGCCCUAGACGUGCUCGACAACAAGAAGGGCACUAGAAAGAUUGAGGCACUUUCUCUUGGGAAAUGUGGUAAGGGAAGAAGAUACACAGCUGAACAAUUUAAAGAAAUGACCAACUUGAGGUUCCUUCUAGCGGAUGGUGCGAAUUUCACUGGAGAUUUCCAAAGCUUACUUCCUAAAUUAAGAUGGCUUCAAUGGUUGGGAUGUCCCUCGAAUUUUACUGCAGCAAACUUUCAUCCAAAGAAAUUAGUUGUACUCGAUCUAUCACGCAGUGCGAUUUCGGAGGACUGGGGAGGAUGGGUUCCACUCAAGAUGGCAACCGAGCUCAAAGUUCUCAACCUCAAGAAUUGUCUAUCAUUGAAAAGAACUCCCGAUUUGUCUGCUUUCAAAAGCUUGGAGAUUUUGAUUCUUGCAUGUUGUAGGAAUCUGGAAGAGAUUCAUCCUUCUAUUGGGGACAUCAAGACCCUCAUUUCCUUGGAUGUCUCUAGUUGUGAAAGACUCAAGGAGCUACCGACAAGAAUAGGUAGAAUGGUAGAAUUGAGGGAGCUUCGUAUAAAUGACACCGAUAUACAAGAGAUUCCUAUUUCGAAAGGUUGUUUGAUGAAGCUGGAGACUUUGUGUGUCUUGAAUUGUCAACGACUUUCUCAACUUCCUGAACUCAUGGGCUCCUUUGUUUCGUUAACUCUAUUGGACUUAUCUUGGUCAGCAAUUGAAGGAUUACCCGAAUCCAUUAGUUCCAUGAAGGAGCUCGAGAUCCUGAAUGCCCAUCAAUGUAGACUGUUAGCUUGCAUACCUAGCUCCAUAGGCGAUCUAGCAUCUCUGCAAAGCUUGUUCUUAUGUCGCUGCUCCUCGUUGACAGAAAUCCCCGACUCGAUUAAAAAAUUGGCAUCAUUGACCGAGUUGGACUUAGGAUACACAUCGAUUACGAAAUUACCUGAAGGCAUUGAGAAUAUGCCAAAUUUGAGGGUCUUGGAAAUUAGUGGAACUAACAUAACGGAAUUGCCUAAUGCCAUUGGGAAGUUGGCAAAACUCCAAAAGUUGGGAGUUGAAAAAUGCGAAAAACUAGAACGACUACCUAGUAAUAUGUGCGAAUUAGUUUCGCUAAAGGAGCUUUCUUUAGACAAGUCAAGCAUUUCGGGCUUGCCAGGAAGCAUUUCUAAGCUCUCUUCUCUCCAAGUGCUCGGCGUUGGAUAUUGUAUAAAGCUCCGAGAACUACCGAAAUUGCCCUCCGGCUUAAUAGCUCUAAGGAUCACUUGCCAGAGGCCGCCGUUGCCCCAUCUUUCCCGGCUAACCCGUCUCAAGACACUCACUCUUUCUAAUUGCCCUUGGCUUGAAUGUGUCCCAGAGCUUCCCAUUGGACUAUCGGAGCUUACUAUUGUAGAUUUCGGAAAAUUGAAAGCGUUCACGAAUUUGUCAAACUUGAAGCACUUAUCAUAUUUGUGUCUCUACCGGUGCUUUGAUUUCACAGAAGUCACCGGUGUGGAAGGCUCACAUUGCCUAUCCAACUUACCUGCAGGGCAAUGCCCUAAGAUAUCUAGGAUCGAUGGGAUUGAAGAUUCUUCGAAGUUAAUGAGCCCAAAUGCAUCUCAGCUUGAUGAGUUGCUAGAUCAUUCCAAUUCGAAGAUUCUGCAAGGAACAGACCCCGCAAUAAGUUGCGUGAAUUCGGUUGAAAUCCAAGGCCUUGGUAGAUCAAAAUCCUCACAAGUGUCGGACAUCUUUAAGUGUACGUCCGCCGAACGAUCGCUAGACUUUUCAAGUUUUAAAUAUCUAAGAACCCUCCGUGUUUGGAAUUGCAGUGUAACUGAAAUUCAAGGCCUCGAUGGAUCAGAAUCCUUGAUAGAUUUGAAUAUUAUAAAUUGCCGUUCCCUUAAAUCAGUGGACCUUUCGAAUUUAAAGAAUCUGCGGCAUUUUUAUUCUGGGAGUUGCAAAAAUUUAGUUGAAAUUCGAGGGCUUGAGGGAUUAGGACCCUUGCGAGUUUUUCGUAUUUCUGGAAGCCCGUCUCUUAGACAAUCACCGGACCUGUUGCGUUUAACUUCAUUGGCGACGGAGGUGUGAUGGUGAUGAUGGGGGGAUCCGCUGAAG